AUGCCUUACCAAUGGACUGCCGAGCGGGAGCGCCACAUGCUGAUACUCGCGAUUUCUGCUGCAAAUCUGAGGCCUUCAGCUGAUACGUGGCAGCGGGUUGCAGCAGUUUUAGGAGAGGGGUUGAGUCCGUCAGCCGUGAGUCAGAAAUACUACAAGCUGCGGAAUGACAUGGCAAAGGUGGUCGGGGAGCAAGGGGUCGCAACUCCAUCUACGCCAACCAAGCGCAAGGCGGAACCAGAUGACGAGACCAAGACACCUCCCUCCAAGCGAGGUCGAAAAUCCAAGCAAAAGUCUGUCGAAGGUGUUCCCUUUCGCGAGGAGUCCCAAAGCCCUCGGGCAGCCAAGCAUGAGGAAAUGGCGGUGAACAGUCUGGAUCCAUUUGACAGCUACGACGCACCAUUCAGUGCAGCAGCCUAUUUCGCGUCGGAGAACAUGGGGGAACUGAUGAGUGGACAAAGCAGUGGGAACAGCGGUAGCAACAGCUUCAUGGCUUGA
Fonsecaea nubica is the source of this 495-nucleotide messenger RNA. RefSeq lists its product as hypothetical. The transcript is spliced from 2 exons. The record is from RefSeq and is a predicted model, not a curated record. Bases 1 to 495 code for a protein of 164 amino acids. NCBI's taxonomy places the organism in Eukaryota, Fungi, Ascomycota, Eurotiomycetes, Chaetothyriales, Herpotrichiellaceae.